Molecule: messenger RNA, 2825 nt
Organism: Malania oleifera
Lineage: Eukaryota; Viridiplantae; Streptophyta; Magnoliopsida; Santalales; Ximeniaceae
Product: CSC1-like protein ERD4
Exons: 6
Coding region: 403-2580 (725 amino acids)
Cellular component (GO): plasma membrane
Molecular function (GO): calcium-activated cation channel activity
Source: RefSeq, a predicted model, not a curated record
GCGACACCACCAAAAAAAAAUGGGAGCAAAAAAAAAAAAGAAAAAAAAAAGGUGGCAUCUCUCCAUUCGCAUUCUCUAUCUCUUCGCAUUAAAAAGAAACUGCGAAAACAAGAACGGAGCCAUGGUUGCCCCACCAAAAGCUAAUCAACACCCAUCCAGAUCGCCAGCAUGACGACCCAGAUAUUUUCCCUCUUCCCUACCAAUGCCUUCCCAUUUUAUAUCAACUACCGUUCUCUGUCUUCCUGUCCUCUGCUUUCUUUAUUCUCCAUUACUCCCUCAUCCCCAUCUCAACGGUUACUUGCUUUCCUUUCAAUGCACAAUACAGCAUAACGGCUCUCCCAUUCUCAAUAUCAUCCUCCUGAGUCCUAACACCAUCACCGCUCUAGAGAGAGAGAAAGACAGAUGGAUUUCUCUUCGUUUCUGACGUCCCUUGCGACGUCCUUCAUCAUAUUCCUGGUUCUGAUUCUCCUCUUCUCCUGGCUGUCGAGGAAACCGGGCAACGACGUGGUGUACUACCCGAGCCGGAUCCUCAGAGGGCUGGAUCCGUCGGAAGGAGGGUCCAGGACCCGGAAUCCGUUUGCCUGGAUCCGGGAAGCCCUCACUUCCUCCGAGCAAGACGUUAUUGCCAUGUCUGGGAUCGACAUUGCCGUCUACUUCGUCUUUCUCAGCACUGUGUUGGGCAUUUUGGUUGUAUCCGGCAUUCUGCUGUUACCAGUCCUUCUACCAGUUGCUGCUACUGAUGUGGGUGUGAAGUUAAGCAGCACCAGCACCACAAGCAAUGGAACUUUCAAUGACAUUGACAAAUUAUCCAUGGGGCAUGUCAAAGAGAAGAGUCCAAAGUUUUGGGCAUUCUUAAUAGCCACAUAUUGGGUGUCUUUUGCUUCAUAUUAUUUAUUAUGGAGAGCAUAUAAACAUGUAUCUAAGCUGCGAGCUGCUGCUCUGAUGUCUCCUGAGGUGAAAGCUGAGCAAUUUGCCAUUCUUGUCAGAGACAUGCCUCCUGUUCCUGAAGGUCAAACUAGAAAGGAGCAGGUUGAUUCAUAUUUCAAAACUAUCUAUCCAGAUACAUUUUAUCGGUCAAUGGUCGUCACGAACAACAAAGAGGUGAACAAAAUUUGGAAAGAGUUGGAGGGUUACAGGAAGAAGCUUGCACAUGCUGAAGCUGUGUAUGCAGAGUCAAAAACAACUGGCAAACCCGAAGGAAAGAGACCCACAAACAAAACUGGCUUCCUUGGUCUAGUUGGUAAAAAAGUAGAUACCAUAGAAUACUGUAAUGAGAAGAUCAAUGAGCUCAUCCCAAGAUUGGAAUCUGAACAAAAAGUCACCCUGAGAGAGAAACAGGAGGCUUCAGCUCUGGUCUUCUUUAGUAGCAGGUUGACUGCUGCUGCUGCAGCUCAGAGUCUUCAUGCCCGAAUGGUUGAUACGUGGACAGUUACAGAUGCUCCUGAACCUCGACAAUUAAUAUGGAAGAAUCUUCUAAUUAAGUUUUAUGAGAGGCAAAUACGACAGUACAUUGUGUACUUUAUUGUAGCAUUGACCAUAUUAUUCUUCAUGAUUCCAAUUGGAUUUAUUUCUGCAUUUACAACUCUGGAAAAUCUGAGGAAGCUUCUGCCAUUUUUGAAGCCAGUUGUGAAAAUUGAAGCGAUUAAGACAGUAUUGGAAGCCUACCUCCCUCAGAUUGCUCUUAUUGUUUUUUUGGCCAUGUUGCCAAAGCUGCUUUUGUUUCUAUCUAAGCUUGAAGGAAUUCCUUCAGAGAGUCAUGCAGUGAGGGCUGCUUCUGGGAAAUACUUUUAUUUCACGGUGUUGAAUGUUUUUAUUGGAGUCACUGUUGGAGGAACCCUGUUCAGCACAUUCAAGACCAUCCAGAAAAAUCCAAACUCAGUUGUCUCCUUGCUUGCUAGUAGCCUCCCAGGCAAUGCAACUUUCUUCCUAACUUAUGUGGCUCUGAAGUUUUUCGUUGGCUAUGGGCUUGAGCUGUUCCGAAUAGUUCCCCUAAUUAUGUAUCAUCUAAAGAGGAAGUAUCUUUGUAAGACUGAAGCUGAGAGGAAGGAAGCUUGGUUUCCCGGAGAUUUUGGGUAUGGAACUCGAGUUCCUGGUGACAUGCUGAUUGUCACAAUUGUUCUUUGCUACUCAGUGAUAGCACCUCUAAUUAUCCCAUUUGGUGUGGCAUAUUUUGGCUUGGGAUGGCUUGUUCUUCGGAAUCAGGCGUUAAAAGUUUACGUUCCAUCUUAUGAGAGUUAUGGAAGGAUGUGGCCACACAUGCAUCUGCGCAUCGUAGCUUCUCUGAUUUUAUUCCAAGUUACCAUGGUUGGUUACUUUGGAGUGAAGAAGUUUUACUACGCACCCUUCUUGAUUCCACUUCCCAUACUGUCCUUGCUCUUUGCCUAUGUUUGUAGCAAUAAAUUCUACCGUUUCUUCAGUGCGUCAGCUCUUGAAGUUGCAUGCCAAGAUCUGAAGGAAAUUCCGAACAUGGAACAUAUCUUCAGAUCUUAUGUGCCCCCGUGCUUGAGUUCCGAUAAGAUGGAUGAUGAGCAGUUUGAAGAUGCUUUAUCUCAAGUUUCAAGAACAGGUUCUUUUGUAUGAUGUGCGUGUGCAUGUGUAUUUUCCAUUGAAGUUUUAUGUUCUCUGUAUAAUUAUGCUUGAUACCUUGCAUUAGGAACUUUGCUUUUGGUUUGUAUUAUUAUGUAAACCAUUGAUGAUUUCGAUAGGCAGCAUGUGUUUCAAAGUGUGGGAAUGAACAACUGAAAAGAUUCCCGUUAUGUUCUGUAGGUAUUUUGUUUUCUUCUUGAUUGAUAUUUGAAAUGCAAGAUUUUUUUUUUGUCAGAUCA